CUUCAUCUCUGAUUUCAUUCUCCUCACUUCCAAGAUGAUGAUUAUGGGUGGAAGGUUCCUUCAACUUGUCUAUGCACUCCUGAUUUUACUGCAUAUGCAAACUUCCGUUGGAUUCAAUUCAACAACUGGUGGUGAGAAUGAAAUUAGGUGCAUAGAGAGCGAAAGACAAGCGCUCCUCGCAUUUAAGCAAAGUCUAGUUGAUGAAUAUGGCAGUCUUUCUUCAUGGGGCAGUGAAGAAGAGAAAAAAGAGUGUUGCAAAUGGGAAGGAGUUGAAUGUAGUAACAUAACUGGGCAUGUCAUUGUGCUUACACUUUCUGUGGUAAGAGGUAAUCUUAAUCCUUCCCUCUUUAAGUUGCAGCAUUUAACUUUUUUAGACUUUAGUUGGAAUGAUUUCAACUUAAGUCAUAUUCCAGAGUCAAUCGGUUCACUCAACAAAUUACAACAUCUUAAUCUCCGACAUUGUAAUUUAAGUGGAUCUAUUCCAAAUCAGCUUGCAAACCUCACAAGUUUGCAACAUCUUGAUCUUAGCCAUAACAAUUUCAACAUCAAAAAUCUUGAGUGGCUCUCUCCUCUUUCUUACUUGCAAUUCCUUGAUAUGAGUGAAAUCGACCUUAGUAAGGUCAAUAAUUACUUGCCAGAGGUAAUUAAUAAGCUCCCUCAUCUAACCAUCUUGUAUCUAUAUGCAUGUAAUCUCCCAUAUAUCCUUCCUCAAUCUAUCCCCAUGAUCAAUACAUCUACUUCUCUCGCUACCCUUGACCUCAGCUUUAAUAAUCUGAGUGCUUCCACAUCUCAAUGGUUGUCCAAAUUCAAUAAGAGCCUUGUUAGUCUCUACUUGUCUGAUAAUUCCUUUCAAGGUUUGAUUCCAGAAAAUCUCGGUCACAUGACUUAUCUAGAAACCCUAGAUCUCUCUGGCAACCAAUUUGGAGGGAUUCCAAAAUCCUUUGGGAACCUGUGCAAAUUAAGGUACCUAGCCCUAUCUCAUAACAAUCUUGUUGGAAUGCUUCCUGAACUUAUUAGUAACUUAUCUGGUUGUCUACAACUCUCCUUGGAAGAACUGAUUUUGGGUGAAAAUAAAAUCAAGGGACCCUUGCCUGAUAUGAUAAAAAACUUCAUGUCAUUGAGACAGUUGGAUUUUGACAACAAUCAACUAAACGGUUCUCUGCCCAAAAGUAUUGGACUCUUGUCAAAGCUUGAGUGCCGUGAUUGGAUUCCUCCAUUCCAGUUGGAUGAUAUAAAACUUGUGUUGUGCAAGUUAGGCCCCAAGUUUCCAAGAUGGUUAAAGACCCAAAUAAACUUUUCUUAUCUUGAUAUCUCUGGAACUGGGAUUUCAGAUAACAUCCCAAAGUGGUUUUGGAACCUAUCCUCUUGGGCAUUUCAUGUGAAUCUUUCUUCCAAUGAUCUCUAUGGAGUUUUGCCAAAUUUGUCAACUACAAAAUUUGCUGAUUCUUUUGGCCUUGAGAUAGAUUUGAGUAAAAAUAAGUUGGAGGGUCCAUUACCAAUAUUCCCUGUUAAUAUCACAUUGAUAAACCUGUCAGAAAAUAGUUUUUCUGGGUCAAUUUCUUCUCUCUGUACUAUAACUAGUGGGAACCUGGUGUUCCUUGAUGUUUCGCACAAUCAACUAUCUAAAAAGCUUCCUCGUUGCAUGACGCGAUGGACAAGUCUAGUGGUUCUGAAUUUGGCUAAUAAUCAUUUAUUUGGGAAAAUUCCAAGCUCUAUUGGAUCUUUGUCUUGCCUUGAAUCGUUAGGUUUGCAAAACAACAAUUUCUCAGGGGAAAUACCUUGGGCUCUAGGAAGUUGCAGUGCGUUGCAAUUUUUGGGCUUGAAUUAUAAUAGCUUCUCUGGAAUGAUACCAACUUGGAUAGGAGAAAGGCUAAGUUCACUGACUUUCCUUCUUUUGAGAUCCAAUAAUUUCAGUGGAGACAUCCCCUUACAGCUAUGCUGGUUGACAAAUAUUAUGCUGCUAGACCUCUCCAACAACAAUCUAUCUAGAAGCAUACCAUGGUGCAUCCAUAACCUAACUGCAUUAGCUCAAAAGGAGAAUUCAGCCCGCGAUCAUAGUUUUCCAAUACGUAUUGAUGCUGAUCCCAAGAACAAUGGAAGAUAUGCUGACAAAGCAUCUGUAAUGUGGAAAGGUAUGGAGCGUGAUUAUGGGAAUGGAAAUCUCAAGAAUCUGAGGAUCAUUGAUCUUUCAAGCAACAAAUUAACAGGAGAGAUUCCUGUCCAGAUAUCGGUUCUCUUUGAACUGGUUCAAUUGAACUUAUCAAGAAAUCAGUUGGCAGGAAGGAUUCCUUCAGAUAUUGGGCAAAUGAGACAGUUAGAAUCACUCGAUCUGUCACAGAACCAGCUUUCAGGUCAUCUUCCUGGGAGCAUGUCCCAAUUAAAUUUCCUCAGCACUUUGAAUCUGUCAUACAACAACUUUUCAGGGAGAAUCCCAUUAUCAACCCAAAUGCAGUCCUUUAAUGCUUCUGCAUUUGUUGGUAAUCCUUCACUCUGCGGACUUCCUCUUACACCAACUUGCCCGGGAGAUGAAAAAUCAGGGAGCGAACCAACAGAUAGUGGUGGCAAAGACAAUCAAGAAGACAGUUCUGAAUUCUGGAAAUCAUUUAAACCGGGAAUGGAACUUGGAGCGGCAAUUGGAUUUGUGGGAGUUCUGGCUGUGAAGUUAGAUCAUCCAUGGAAACAUCUUUGUUUCCUAUUGUUCAACAACAUGAGGGUCCGACUCAACAACUUGAAGGACUGCCUUUAUUUACUUGGAACAGCAGUUGGUUUGGUGGUGAGAGAGCAUGUAUCUAGAUUAGGAAGAAAGUUGAAGUUGUUUGAGCCAUCAGUCUCUUCCUAGGGGCCGGAAAUGGUUCAAGUUGUUUCAUGUUGCACGGAUGUCUUCUCCUCUUUCCACGUCAAUAAGUCCAAGCUGAGCAGGGCAUUGUUUCUUACUUAAUUUUUCAGUGUGUUUGGUUGAAAGUCCUGUUUAAAUUAAAUGGUUUGUGCUUUU
Rubroshorea leprosula is the source of this 2992-nucleotide messenger RNA. Lineage: Eukaryota; Viridiplantae; Streptophyta; Magnoliopsida; Malvales; Dipterocarpaceae. The record is from the annotation of a GenBank genome assembly.